AUGGAGGGAAAAGGAAAAUUCAAUUGCUCGAAGCCAGGAAGAGGAGACUGUAACCCCAGCAAUCCACAAUGCUCGCCCACCCUUCUUCCAGUGAAGAGUGGCAGCACGUACCGUCUACGCAUUGCCAGCGUGGCAUCCUUGUCGUCGCUCAACUUCAUCAUUCAGGGUCACAAGAUGACGGUGGUAGAGGCAGACGGGCAUUAUGUGGAACCCGUCGAGGUGGACAACCUGGACGUGUAUUCCGGAGAAUCAUAUUCCGUUCUGCUAAAAGCAAACCAGGACCCUUCUCGCAACUACUGGUCAGGAGUGAACGUGAGAAGCAGGGUGCCCAUGACGCCCACCGGACUGUCGAUCCUCAACUAUGUUCCCAACCCCUCCACCAAGCUCCCCGUUGGUGCGCCUCCCUCAAGCCCACCCUGGAACGACUUUACCUACAGCAAAGAUCUGGCCAAAAAAUAUGUGGCGCUCAAAGGAGUGGAAAAGCCUCCCCCUCUGCGAUUGGACAGGCAGCUGCUCUUACUGAACACACAGAACUACAUAAACGGGGCCAUAAAGUGGGCGAUCAACAACAUUUCGUUCGUGCCUCCUCCCACUCCCUACUUGGUCGCCAUGAAAUACAAUAUCAAGGGUGCCUACGACACUGCCCCGCCACCCGAAAGCUACGACGCUACCAGCUACAACAUUUUUCUUCCUCCUCCCAACACUAACGCCAAAGCGGGGAAUGGCGCCUACGUCUUCAAUUUAAGCUCCGUUGUGGAUGUGAUUCUGCAGAACGCCAAUACCCUCUUUCCCAAUCACUCCGAGGUCCAUCCAUGGCAUAUGCAUGGCCACGACUGCUGGAUUCUUGGCUACGGAGAAGGCGCAUUCGAUCCUCGGAAGGAUCCCCAAACAUUCAACCUUGUCAAUCCUCCCCUUCGUAACACAGUGCCCUUGUUUCCAUACGGAUGGACGGCCGUCCGAUUUGUAGCGGAUAAUCCUGGUGCAUGGCUUUUCCAUUGCCAUUUGGAGGCCCAUUUGUUUAUGGGAAUGGGCAUCAUCUUUGCAGAGGGUAUAGACAAAGUCGGGACAAUACCGACAUCCACCAUGGGAUGUGGUCUCACGAAAGGAUCUAAAUACUAG
This is a messenger RNA of Cryptomeria japonica (Japanese cedar), 1119 nucleotides long. Its product is annotated as L-ascorbate oxidase-like. The transcript is spliced from 2 exons. Gene Ontology annotation, molecular function: oxidoreductase activity; copper ion binding. The coding region runs from base 1 to 1119 and encodes 372 amino acids. Lineage: Eukaryota; Viridiplantae; Streptophyta; Pinopsida; Cupressales; Cupressaceae. The record is from RefSeq and is a predicted model, not a curated record.